GCAGCAAUUGAGGCAGAGCAGCAGCCCAUCAUUUGUUCGAUCCAAUUCCCAUCCUUCUUCCUCUCUGAUCCGGAGCGGCUGCAGCGUAGAGAUGGGGAGGCGUCACGGCGGCGGCGGCGGCGGCGGCGGCGGUCGUGGCCGUGGAGGCCGAGGCCGCGGAGGAGGCGAGGAGGAUGACUUGCAUCUGCACAAGGCCGCGCGGUCGGGAGAUUUGGCGGCGGCGGAGUCUCUGUGCGAGGCCAACCCUCUCGCCCUCAAUUCCAGAGAUCGCCUCUCUCGCACCCCACUCCAUUUGGCAGCAUGGGCUGGACAUGUUGAGCUUGUGAAGUGCCUUUGCAAGCACAAAGCUGAUGUUGGAGCUGCAGCUAUGGAUGACACCGCUGCGAUCCAUUUUGCCUCUCAGAAAGGCCAUGUAGAGGUUGUCCGUGAGCUGCUGGCAUCUGGUGCCUCUGUGAAAGCAAAGAACAGGAAAGGCUUCACUGCGUUGCACUUUGCUUCGCAGAACUCCCACCUGGAGCUUGUGAAGUAUUUAGUCAAGAAAGGUGCAGACAUCGCCGCAAAGACAAAAGGGGGUCAGACGGCUCUACAUGUUGCAGAGAAGGAUGAUGUUCGUGAUUUCCUGAAAGAAUGUGAGCAGUCAUUGAAGAAGGGAGGUGAGCUUCCAUCGGAGAAGAAGGAUGAUUCUGUGUCAACGAUUGCUGAGAAGCCUGACGAUGACAAGUCCUCGGGUGAGGCUACAAAAGACGAAGAUGAAGCGGGGUUUGGCGAGAAGAGGAAAAGCGAUGGCAUUGCUGCUGCACUGAGGUCACCGGAACUGAAAAAAGCCAAAGUUUCACUUGGGCAUCUAAUAAGUGCAAAUGACAUGGAGGAAGAGGAAGAAGCUGACUAGACUAAUGUAGGACGCGAGAAUGCAAUUUGAUGGCACCCUCUACGUUUUGUUAUAUAUCCUUUGUUCUCGUAUGGCAAGCUGGGAUGUGGACAGAACUGUAUGAGCGUGAUACUAACUGUGUUUCUUACUGAACUAGCAGUAAGUAUAACUGAUUACCAGCUUGAGUACUC
This is a messenger RNA of Oryza sativa Japonica Group (Japanese rice), 1059 nucleotides long. RefSeq lists its product as uncharacterized. Gene Ontology annotation, molecular function: protein binding. Lineage: Eukaryota; Viridiplantae; Streptophyta; Magnoliopsida; Poales; Poaceae. The record is from RefSeq and is a predicted model, not a curated record.